Molecule: messenger RNA, 2341 nt
Organism: Folsomia candida
Lineage: Eukaryota; Metazoa; Arthropoda; Collembola; Entomobryomorpha; Isotomidae
Product: sodium/hydrogen exchanger 9B1
Exons: 14
Coding region: 397-2217 (606 amino acids)
Biological process (GO): proton transmembrane transport
Cellular component (GO): membrane
Molecular function (GO): antiporter activity
Source: RefSeq, a predicted model, not a curated record
GUUGAUGCUAACGAGAUACAUCUUAUCGUCUUUGGUCCAAAGUUAUUAUCACCCACCAGUUUGAGCUACUACUUUAUGUAUCAACUAGUCAGGUCAAUUUAUAAAAGUCGACCAAGAGGUUACUUCAGAAUGACGUGAAAUUGUUUAGUUGUUUUCCACCGAAAAUUCCUUUCCUGCAAACUGACAAGCAUGUGUUGCACUAAUUGUGGCGUGGCAAAAAUAAGUAAACAGAAUUUUGAAAAAGAAAGUGAUUAAUAUUAACAAAGAAGCCGGUGUUGGCGAGGAAUAAUACAUUUCAGAGCGCAUCACAAAAAAGCAAUCUGCCCACUACGAGUUCAUACAGUACGAACACCAUAAACCAUAUAUAUUUCAACCCGAGUGCAAGCAACUCUGACCAUGAGUCCGACCAUGGACACUCUUGAGGAAGGAUUACAAUGCAGGAGUGCCAUUGUUGCCACCACUAAACCACCUCUUUUGACAUUGAACCCUGGGAACCAAACAGUUGGAGAUUGUCGUCUCUUGUCCGUCACCAGACUUGCAGCGGAUCACUCCGUGCAGCAAGUUCCAAACUCUUUUUCGAAGUCUUGGCCAGUUAACAGGACCAAGUUCCUCGUGCGUAAUGCAAGAAAAUUGGGGACGACAUCACUGCCAAGCAUGACGCUCCAUUUGAGUCAGAAUAAUAAUAGUUCCGAUAAGUGCAUUUCGAGUCUUAGCAAGCCCACCAAUUCGUCUCCACUUUCUCCUCUGCCAUCACCCUUGCAGUCGAAUAUUACUGGUCAUGAUGCCAUUGUAAUAAAUACCGCUCCCAGUAACAAACUACACCCUUUUAACGAUAAUCAUCCUUGGCUUGAUCUGAAAAGGACCAAGCUGUUCCUGGAGAAAAAGUUUCCCCUUGCAGUGAAAUAUAUUUUGACGUAUCCUCUCGUCGUUAUAUGUUUGUGGGCUCUACUUUAUAUAUUUUGGGGAAAGCUGGCCUUCCCCGAGAGUGGGUCAUUGUUUGCCUUGCUAGCAUUGGAAGUUUCUGCAAUUUUCCUAGGUCAUGUUGCCUCUUUGCUGGAUUUUCCUCCACUUCUGGGAAUGUUUUGUGCUGGGUUACUUUUGAGAAAUGUACCCAGAAUAAAUGUUGCAAAGAAUUUGAGUCUGGAGAUUUCUUCUCCUUUAAGAGGAAUUUCAGUUGUGAUCCUUUUGACGAGAGGGGCGUUCGGGGUCAAUAUGAUCAACAUUCGCAAGUUCAGAAAUGUGGUUCCUUCUCUUGCAAUCGGAAGUUGCAUUAUCGAAGCGGUGUUUGCGGGUUUAUCCGUAUUCUAUAUUCUUGGAUUUUCUCCUGCCUGGGCUGCAUUGAUGGGUUGCAUAAUGUCCGCAAUGUCCGGGGCAGCUGUCAUGCCAUAUUUGCUUGCGAUAGAAUCUAAAGUUAUGAACGAUCAGGCUGGGACAAGUCUUCCUAAAGCAAAAGAAGUGUUACUAAUUGCAAAAACUGCUUGCGGUCUCGACGCUAUUUUGGCCAUUUGUAUGGCGGAAUGUGCGCUGGGCUUCAUUUUUGGAAACGAGGAAAUGGAAGCUGGACUUGUCAAAGGAUUAGCAGAAGUGACAUUAGGAGGGGUUUUUGGGAUUUUCUGGGGAGGUCUAAGUGGCGUUUUACUAGCUCAUGAGAACGAUCCAGAUAUAAAAACAAUCGCCGUUUUUUCCGGAGGGGUCAUGUCCCUUAUUGGGCUAUCCAAAAUUGGAUACCCAAGGGGAGGGCCACUGGGGACCUUUCUUGGCGCUUUCGUUGCGGUGACCAUUUGGAAGAAGAAAAGUGACCUCACUAAUCUUACCUGCGCAUAUGACAAGUUGUGGUUUAUAUUUCAACCCUUACUGUUUGGAAUCAUCGGAGCUAGGACAGACUUCGAAAUUUUUGAUUGGACUGUGAUUUACAAAGGCGUUGGGUGUCUCCUAAUUAGCACAGUGGUGCGAAUUUUUGCAUCAUAUUUAAUGACGAGUUGGGUGGACAUUUCUUUCCGGGAAAGAAUUUUUCUGGUGCUCGCUUGGACAGGGAAGGGAACGGUUCAAGCAGCGUUAGGUCCUGUGGCGCUGGACACGGCAAUCGAUUUGGGCCUUGAAAACGAGCAACUAUUAGCACAACAAAUUAUGAACAUUGCCGCCAUGAUAAUACUGCUUUCUUCGUUUUCUGGGUUUCUAGCUUUAAAAUUCUUCGGACAUUCGAUGCUAACAAGAUGAUACUCACCUUUCAAUCGUAUAUAAUUUCCGCAAGAGGCCGAAGUGGAUAUACAUAAUUAUAAAAGUAUAUGCCUUGUUUUUAAAUAAAACCCAUUAAUGAAUAAACAGCAGACGUACAAAACAU